AGUUGGCCAAUGAGAAAACAUAGUGCGUUAUCCAUAGAGAUAAGCAGAAUCUAGUUCUGUCAUAGAACAUCACUCCAUCGUUUCUUCUAUUUUUCCUAACACUACCACUUUGAGUCUUGAAGAAGGUCAUCAACUUCGAGAAUAAUGGCUUCUCUUUGUGCUUCUUCUGCCAUCGCCGCUAUUUCUUCUCCAGGUUUCUUGGGAGGGAAGAAACUGAGGCUGAACAAGAAGUUGAAUGUUCCAACUGUUUCUAGGUCCGGUACGUCGGUGCGCGCUGUCGCAGCGGAUCCAGAUAGACCAAUUUGGUUCCCUGGAAGCACACCUCCAGAGUGGCUUGACGGUAGCCUCCCUGGUGACUUCGGGUUUGAUCCUCUUGGUCUUUCAUCUGACCCGGAUAGUCUAAAGUGGAACGCACAAGCAGAGCUAGUCCACUGCCGGUGGGCAAUGCUCGGCGCCGCCGGGAUUUUUAUCCCGGAGUUUCUAACCAAGAUAGGAAUCCUCAACACGCCGUCGUGGUACACGGCGGGAGAGCAAGAGUAUUUCACCGACAAAACCACACUCUUCGUCGUUGAGCUCAUCUUAAUAGGAUGGGCCGAGGGACGUAGAUGGGCUGAUAUCAUUAAGCCAGGUAGCGUCAACACUGACCCAAUCUUCCCAAACAACAAACUGACGGGGACAGACGUUGGAUACCCGGGUGGGUUAUGGUUUGACCCGUUGGGUUGGGGAUCCGGUAGCCCGGCUAAAAUCAAGGAGCUGAGGACUAAGGAGAUAAAAAAUGGAAGGUUGGCUAUGUUGGCAGUGAUGGGUGCAUGGUUCCAACACAUAUACACUGGGACUGGUCCUAUUGAUAACCUUUUUGCACAUCUUGCUGAUCCUGGCCACGCCACUAUCUUCGCUGCUUUCACACCCAAGUGAGACGUCAAAAACUUCGAAAAAGGAUGGGCUUGUGUGAUCAUGUUUGUACAAAUAUUGUUUUUGAACUUAAAACUAUUAUGUACUUAUAUAAACUGUGGUCGAAUGCAAAUUAGAGUAACAAUGCUCUUUUCUUGACUAAAUGCGCAUGUCUUUCUUUUACAUUGUCAUUCCGGGUCAAUGAGAGUGAAUAUCAUCAUUUUUUUUGCUCGUUUA
Molecule: messenger RNA, 1128 nt
Organism: Brassica oleracea var. oleracea
Lineage: Eukaryota; Viridiplantae; Streptophyta; Magnoliopsida; Brassicales; Brassicaceae
Product: chlorophyll a-b binding protein, chloroplastic
Exons: 4
Coding region: 145-915 (256 amino acids)
Biological process (GO): response to light stimulus; photosynthesis, light harvesting in photosystem I
Cellular component (GO): membrane
Source: RefSeq, a predicted model, not a curated record